This is a messenger RNA of Anastrepha ludens (Mexican fruit fly), 312 nucleotides long. Its product is annotated as activity-regulated cytoskeleton associated protein 2-like. The record is from RefSeq and is a predicted model, not a curated record. The transcript has a single exon. NCBI's taxonomy places the organism in Eukaryota, Metazoa, Arthropoda, Insecta, Diptera, Tephritidae. Bases 1 to 312 code for a protein of 103 amino acids.
AUGGCUCAGUUUACUACUGAACAGUUUGAGCAGGUUAUGCAAGCUGUCGGCCAUUACAAUGUACGUAGUGGUUCGUUGAGCAACUGUACUGCUCGUUAUGCAGGUGAACGCGAUUCCACAAAAGUUGAGGAGUUCAUUGCUGUUGUAGGGACGUUUAAAGCUGUCGAGAAAAUAAGUGACGCGGAUGCUAUUACUGGCAAGCCCAUGAUUUUAGAGGGUGACGCAGCAGAAUGGUGGCGCGGUGUACAGCCAAAGCCCAAAGUUUUUGAGGAUAUUGUGCGUAUGUUGCGUGAAGCUUUUUGUCCCCCUUAG